Ascochyta rabiei is the source of this 2277-nucleotide messenger RNA. RefSeq lists its product as uncharacterized. The record is from RefSeq and is a predicted model, not a curated record. The transcript is spliced from 2 exons. Lineage: Eukaryota; Fungi; Ascomycota; Dothideomycetes; Pleosporales; Didymellaceae. Bases 1 to 2277 code for a protein of 758 amino acids.
AUGCUACGCUUAAAACCAUCAGAACUUACCUUGACGCCCGAGGAUGUCGACGAGACCCUUCGCCGCAUGGCGCGUCGGCAACCACCGCAACCCCCACCAGCGUCUAGACCACCGCGUCCUAGAACCAGUGGACGUCCUCUUGCACCAAGACUCAUGCCUGGCCCCCAACGCUCUGUGAGAGCUGCCAUUACUGACCUCGGCAACAUACCGAUACUGAGGCCUCCUCCUCAGCAGGCCACCAUCGCACAUGUUGACGAUGAAUACGAGGAUUCUGACGAGGCCUUGGAUGGUCCUGCGCCGCCCCUCGUAAGCCUCCUCAGCCUCGCUCCCGUACCAACGCAAACUGUACGUAUCGGCGCUGCUUUGGCUAUCGCCAACAUACCUGCACUACGUCAUAGCAGCCAGCUGCCUUUCCGACUCACUCCUCCACACAGAAGGCUAGAGACCAGCCAAGAUGCAUCCUCAUCGCCGAAUGAGCAAGCUGGCGAUUCGGAAGGUGACUUUGUUGAGCCGGCAGGACCUCCAGCGGAGCCGACCAACGUACCUACUCCAGACACUCCUGGUCGCAGGGGAGCAAAUGAGGACAUUGCUGAAGGCCCCUUACCAGCACGUCAGCCAAAUCAGUCCACUACUCCAGCAGGCCUGCGAGGUGGAGCCAGCCAUCCUCAAAGGAACCGUGUCCGAUCCGUCGGUCAAGACGUGCUUCAUGCCCCAUCGCCGCUUCGCCAGUCGCAGGUGCACAGCCAGUCAGAAGAAUAUUCGAGCGACUCAGACGAAGAGCACCCGGUGAUACACCUGCAGGGUUACUUCAACUACAAGAGCAACCCAAAUGCGCAGUAUGCUUACACCUUCCGAGAAGUGUUUCCUGACGCCCCACGAACAGAGCCAUUUCGAAGGAUCAGCCAACCACGAUUCCACACGCGGAGUCAGUCCUCGAAUGACACUCCGGCUCCUCAUCUUGUCACACCGACACCGAUCGCACAGAACGACUCCGGAGGCGACGAUGUCUUUUGGACCGCUCCCGCACCUACACCUGGACGGUCUAACAACGGAAGGACAAGUGGGCGGUCCCGACUGCAAAGCAGCGAGAUGUCAAACACGAGCUUAGCUUACUCAUACUACGAGCUUCCUGAGAAUCGACAAUCGAGUGGCGAGAAUGCAGCGCAAGAUCUACUUACUCAGUCACAGUAUGACGGCACUGCAGCUUUACGGCAAGCCAGUCUUGGCACAUACCGUUCAGUCCGUCUCUCAGACGCACAAGCUCUCAACGACAACGUACCGAGGCCUCCAACACCCAACACAUCGAGCUUUGCGCCGCCAAUCCCAGCUUUCGUCGGCCAGUGGGGUGCUUCUCCCCUGCCAGCAGAGCCUUAUGCACGCACAGGCAGUAUAGGACAUCGGCAUCAACUAGCAAUCCGUCGUGCCACUCAAGCCGAUCCGGGUCAUGCAUCUCAUUCUGAUGCUGUAGCAGCUGCUGUGGAAAAUCGCAUCUCCCCACUGGAUGCGCUGACGGCUCAAUACGGGUGGGCAUCGCACCAUCUGGUAGGCCAACCAGGCGAGCCUCAGCGUGUCCACCAAGUGGGAAGACAUGGUUCCACCUACUACAGCCCCUUCUCUGGCCCAAGUCCAUAUGGCCCACCCAUGGCUAUGGCUGAUGAUCCUUAUACGCUUGGAGCCACCGCUCAUGCCGGUCAGCACGCCCUACCCUACACAGCACUCCCCAUCUCCGCCCAGCCUGCCCCUAUGCUCGACUAUCCUGGCCCACCAAACUACCACGGUCCACCAGGCUACCACGUGCCAUCGUUACCCAGGACCACGCAAGCAAUACGAAGCGGUCAGCGAUCUAGUGAGAAUGCUCCCGUUGGCCCUUCGACCCAGGACGGACGUGUCGCCCGCAACGCGCAGGUGCGAGAGCAGGUCUCCGCCUUUGAGCAGAUGCAAAUUGCAGCUCAGCCCAGACAAACGCGACGGCCACAGGUUGCGCCGCGACACCACAACGAGCCAGCCAGCAGUCCCAUUCUACCAGCACUACCCAUGAUCCCACCACGACACGGCUUGCGCCACCAUGCGGCCCUCUCUCCAGGUCACGGCAAUGUCGGACGGCGGUCUGUUCGCAUGGAUCCACGCUUGCAGGACCAGGAGAACUCGGGGGAAGCUGAGACGGAGAUGAUGAGACAAGAAUUCGAGGCGGUCAGGGCGCGGUACGAUGCAGAGCAGCAGGGCGACGUGAUGGACGAGACACCCCCGCGUAUUGGGCGAGUAGAGAGACUCAUGUAG